Molecule: messenger RNA, 743 nt
Organism: Arabidopsis lyrata subsp. lyrata
Lineage: Eukaryota; Viridiplantae; Streptophyta; Magnoliopsida; Brassicales; Brassicaceae
Exons: 1
Coding region: 238-585 (115 amino acids)
Source: RefSeq, a predicted model, not a curated record
UCUCUCUGUCUCUUUAUAAACACAUGCCUUAAGCCACUUCCCUCACAAUCAUCAUCAUACUGUUCUUCUCCUUAUCUUUUGAAGCAAAAACACUUCUUUUUAUAUGACCCUCCUCUGUUUUUUCUUUUCCUAGUUUCAUAUCUCUUUGUUUCAUUCUUAACCUUCAUUAGACAGUGACUUUGUAUUGUCCUAAAACAACAACAACAACAACAACAAAAAUCUUUAAAAGAGACCGAGAUGUUGCAGGUUGUAGGCAAGUACCGGUGGAGACAAUCAUAUCGGUACAAGAAGCUAACUGAUCAACAGGAGAAAUUGACAACAACACCACCCACGACAACAACAACAACGAGGUCGUCGGCCAAAAGACAGAACUUGGGGAAGAAGAACGAGAUUCGAGCAAAAGGGUUCAGAGUAAAUCGGUCAAGGAAGCUGGUUCUUAAGGCAUUAGCUUUGCCCACAAGGAUCUUUAACAUUUAUAUGCGCAUCACAAAUCAGAUGAACAAAGAAGGUUUAUAUCCUAAUCUUGUUUUCUCUUCUCAUUGGGGUUUCCCUGGUCUGCUGAAUUCAAGAGGUGGAUUCCGUUAGUGAGAAGACAUCUUAUUCUGAUUACUCAAAAAAUAAUGAAACAUGCAUAGAAAUGUAAACCCAAUGAUUGCAUUACAUACGUGAUACAUACGAUGUUUUCCCAAAUUACAAUUUGGAGGAUUAUAUGAACAGAGUUCAAGAUAUUUUUCUCUUCCAUA